Molecule: messenger RNA, 5184 nt
Organism: Leptomonas pyrrhocoris
Lineage: Eukaryota; Euglenozoa; Kinetoplastea; Trypanosomatida; Trypanosomatidae
Exons: 1
Coding region: 3331-5184 (617 amino acids)
Source: RefSeq, a predicted model, not a curated record
AGCACCCCUCGCCCUUCGUUUCUGCACCUCAGCAGUGUGCGUGCCUGACGUUCGGGUUUUGCCAUUGAUGCUGACUUUUCUUCCCCGCAACGCUGCUGCGCUGACCAUCGCUCUUCCUCACACCUGCCACCCAGCACCGAGCACCGUUCUCACGAUCCUUUUCGCUCAUCUUUCUCUUUCGUUUUUCAACGUUUCUGCUUCUCUUUUCAACACGCGGUUGAUUGAUCCUGCGUCGUAAUGAGGGAUCAAAUAACCAGAGCAAAUCAAAAUCGAAAGAAGAGCCAGCAAUAAUGAUUCUCUACUCCUGCUUCACUCGCCCGUGUUCUUCACACACGCACACGCGCUGAAAAUACGACCAUUCAAAUUAGCUCAAUGGCUGACCAGGCCAUCGCUUUGUCAUGGAGCGCGUGAUGGAACGCCCCCCAGCUAUGCCCGUGGGCCUCUGUUCCAGACGAUUGCGACCGACGCCAUGCCCUCGCGGUGACGCAGCGCGGGUGCCCGGCCCUGAUACAUGUGUACGAGCGCUGCAGCGUGGAGCAGAGGGCGACGCUUUCGAGGCCGCUGCUGCCGCACCUUGUGCUUUUGGCGAAGGACCGCUUCGCCAAUUACCUCGUGCAGCGAGUGCUGGAGCUGGGUGGCCCUCGUGCGACGGAGGGGUACUGCCUGGCGCACCUGCGCGGCCACCUCGUGGAGCUCAGCGUAGACAAGUACGGCAGCAAUGUCGUGCAGACGGUACUGCUUGUGUGCGAGGGCUCGUGUGCGGUGCGGAGGCUGGUGGCGGCGGAGCUGGUGUUCGACACCCGCGCGCUGCACUCGCUGGUGUGCCAUCCGUUUGGGAACUUUGUUGUCCAAACGGUUGUUGCGACUGCCGGGACGGUAGCGGAGCUGCGUGAGCUGGAGGCGCUGGUGCUGCGGGAGGUUCCGGGGUCUCCCUUCGCCACGAACAUCGCGGCGAAGGCAACGUCGCGCUACGUGGUGCUGGCGCCUGCGUUUCGGCCGCGUGCGCGCGCCGCCCAGGCGAGGCCGUCCCGCCGCGGGACUCGCCCGCCGGCCCACCUCGAGGAGCGCUACGCGCCCGUUGCGACGGCGCGUGCUGCGGAAUGCGGUGUGAGCGCGGUGGGUGACCCGGAGCCGCGUGCGUGGCCGAACGUGCCCGUUGUGAGGUGUGGUGCGUUCACCUACCGCCACGACCCCUAUCGGUUUAAGAUGAUGCACUAUGGGUAACGUGUGCCCGUUAGAUCUGCACACUUUGCGAGGGACCUCCCGUUCUUGCCUCCUCUUCACCCCUCAAUAAUACGUGGGUCAAACCCCCCUUUCGCGUCUUAGAAUAUUUUCUUGGAAAGUAUUUCCCCUAGAUGCUUCCCACCGCCUCCUAGAUCCACUCCCUUCGUGUUCUCUCUCCCUUUUUUUCGUUGCGUGCGUGGCGGAUGCUGCGCGAGAACCAUCGUUUUAUGCGGCUCGUGUUUUGCGCGCAUCUGCGCCACUUCUCUCUUCUCCCUCGAUUGUUUGGGAGGCGCGCGAUUUCAUGUGUGCUUUUCCUUUUCCUUUUCUGCUCCAUACUUAUGAUACAGUGACGGGGUCGUCUUCGGCUGUUUCUCCAGCUCCCCGAGACCCCCUUGUUAAUCUUUUUUGCUUCUUGUGUUUUGUACGUAGGGCGUUGUGCUUGCUUGGUGAGGCCUUAUUCUACUCCUGCCACUUGCCGCUUUUCUCUAGUUUCGCGGUUGGGUGCUCCGUGGCAACUGUUCUCGCCCGCACCCUCCUGCCUUUCUCUAUCUCGUUUUUGUAAGAGAACCCAGAAAUGACGCGCAUGGAAAAAGCGAAGUGAAUGCAGUGAGCUGCUGCGCGGACACGCCAGAUGCACGGCGUCCUUGCUGUCCAGCUGCGGUGUUAAGGUUGAUCUUCACGUCUUUCCACUUGGGUGAAGCGGGCCAGCUCGUGUGUUCGACGCACUGCCCUUCUUGUUUUAUUGCAGAACAACAAGGUGGCAUUGCGUAUGUUGAGCAGCGCCCGUUGCGCUGCCGCAUCACGACACGACUUCUGUGGAGGACCGCCUUCCUUUGCAGUGGGUGCUGCAUUUUCCACUUCCUUCCCUGGCUCUUUUCUCUCCUCUUCCUUUUUUAGCUGGCAUCUGGCGGUAGAGUGCGAUGUGCCGUGAAGGCAGCGGCGAACGGGUGCGUACCACGACGUGUGCGUCACAUGUGUUUGUGCUGUUAAAUGGCCUGGAGCCGCUCAGUGAGCCGCAUCUGCACGGCCCGAGGAGUUCAUUAAGCGCUGAGGUGUGCUGAAAUGUGCUACUGGCCUGCCGUGAAGCCGUGCAAUUUGUGCCCCGUUUACGGCGACGCCGGAGACUUAUUGGAAAGUAGGCUUCAAUGGAGUUGUUGCUGACUGCUAUAACUCUGUGCUCUCCCCUCUCUAUCGGGCUUCUCUUGUGGGUGUUAUGGUUGGAUCGUGAGGGCGACGGCACUGCGUCAGGGACUUUCGGCUCUCAUGAAUACCCCCGCGUGUACCCGGCGACUUUUGCCAGUUAUCAUCGGUGUGGUUUGCGCUGUGGGUGCUGUGCUCCUUUGAGGGUGUAGGAGAGAAGAUGAUCCGCUUCCGUUUUCGGUUGGGUCGUACGUGUUCACACGCUUUUCUCAUGCGAGAGGAUGCUGUGAUCUCUGCCGCUUCCUUAACGCUGGUUUUUCUGUGCUUAAUCGUUUCGUCAGCCAUUGUGGUUGCCGCGUGUAUUUGCUUUGUAUCUCAGUGCGGUGUGCCUGCUCUGCUUUUUGACGGCGGACGCAGAGGUGCUUUUCAGCGUGUACCUUCCGUUUCCGCUUGGGGUCUCACAGCGAGAGAAAGGAAUGGAAACGAAAGUUGUGACGCACGUGCGUCUUUGGCCCAUCGUGUGGGAUGAGCCGACGCAUGGUCUAGCGAAGCGGGGCGUGUCUGACCUCUCUGCUGUGCCGUGGAAACAACAACUACUACAACAGCAAAUAAAAAGAGCGCUUUCGGUAAGGAAAUGGUGUAUUAAAGGGGAAAUGCGUUUCUUGGAGUUUUGAACAGGGUCGGAAGAACAUUUGCGAUGGAAUACACUACCGUUUGGCGUCUCGGAUUCGGUUGAAUGUAUUGUCUCCGAUGACGGCGCUGUUGGCGCUGAAGCACUUCAGAAGAUCCUACGCCUCUUCUCGCCUGCGUGUGCCUGCGCGGAGAGACACGGACGCGAUAACCUUCUCUAACAGCAGCAACCGAAACUAAAAGCACACCUGCUGACAUUCGAAACGAUUGAUCCUGCACGAGGUGUGCGUGUUGUACCUCACACAUCUCUUUUUUUUUUUCUCUCUCUACACACACAUGCCUUCCACGGAGUCGAUGUUGCGCGAGGCAGAAGCGGCGCUUUUUCAUGCUGCACAAGUUUCAUUUCGAAGCGUGCAGGCGGUUUACCCGGAACAAUACCGUGUUAGCCUGGUCUUUGACGCCGCUCAAGAACAGGAGCUGUGCCUUUCCCUCGAUCAAGCUGACCUUCUCCGAGUUGUGGAAGCGUGCGAGGUGAACGCGGCGAGGCUGCGUGAUCUAACAGCGCAAUUGCACAAGGAGUGGGUGAUUGUGUCAAGUCUUUCGACAACGCCGCACCUCGCCGAUCGCCGCUGCACGUCCGCGCAUCUGGUAUUUCUCGAAACUCAGUUGUCGGCUUUGAUAGCGAUUCACGCCACCGCUGCUCAAGCGCAGGCGCAGAGCCUGGAGAAACACCAGCGCGAGCUCGAUAAUCUGCGCGCGCUCUUCGACGAAGCGUGUUCCUCCUAUGGCGUGGUGCAGGAGGCGGUGGUGUCUGCGGCGAAGGAGUGCGCGCGACUGCACCGUCGGGGACAGGCGCAACGGAGCGUCACAGCGUGGGAUGCGACGCCCCCAGCAACUUCAUCAGCGGAGGCGAGCACCGCAACGCGCCGCGCCGUUCUCACGCAGGGGUUGUGGGACACCUAUCAGCACCCCACGCAGAUCGCACCCAUUCCUUUCUUGGAUGACACGACGAAAAACGUGCCAAAUGAAGGAAACAAAACAUCUGCAAAUCUCGCUUCCUGCAACGGUGUGAAAGGCGUGAGUCCCGGCGCUGUUUCGCGCGACAUGCAAUCACACGCAGGGCGCCUCCUCGCGCCGCGUUUACGCCGGGAUGAUGAUAGAGGUGCAGCUGUGGUAGACGGCGGUGGCCAGCGUGCCCCACAGGCGUCGUCAGGCGAUGUCGCAUCGCUGGAAAAGGACAAACAUCAAUCCUCCCCCCCUCCGCUCUUCCCAAACCGCGACUAUUCGCGUGACGUUCCUUCGAACGUGGAGCAGAGGGCUCUUUUGCGAAGACGAGUCGCCAAGCGCGACGCUGUUGGCUGCAGCGCUGCGCAAAUAGACUCCUCCCCGUCUGACACGGCGUCGCUGGGCCGUAGUGAUGGCCGUUUCGUCCGCAAGUCACCGAAGGUCUUUGCCCAGACACAAACAGCUGAUGACGAGAUGCACAAUACGCGGGGGAGCGUACGCAGCCGCCUGCCACCCUCACUGCCAGCGUUUGGAAAGUACAGCCCAAGCGAGUUCCCUCAUUGUGCCGAUUCCCUUGAACCGCCUUUGAACCAGCAUGUUGGGUAUGCUACGCCGGCACGGUCUCUGGGAAACGACGCAGAGGACGAAUGGCGCGUGCGUCUUGGGGCGAUUCAGGCGAAGCUAUCACGCAGUCUACGGCAGUCGCGCGCAAAGGAUGUGCAGCACGGAUGCGCCUCCGUCCCCCCCAACCCGCGUGCGUUCAGUACAGCAGAGCCGUACUGUUACGCGUCUCGACUGCCCAUGGCGACAGCAGCGGAGCACACGAACAACGCGACUGCAUCGUCACUUUCGCCUCUCGCGUCUCCUCGCAGAAAGGCCACGCUUCAGGUGAGGUUUUCACCGCCAUCUACAACGUCGGAUGUACGCAGAAGGGGCGAACUGCUGCGCCGCAACGACUGCACGAACCACGCAGAAACUCACGAAGGGGUGGCGUUACGGCUCUCCCUUUCUGUCGCUGGCGCUACGCGGAAUGCGGCCAGGAGUGCGUCCUCAAAGCACUUUCAGCAAUCUUUCAUUCCUCACAGACACAGGCAGAUCGUGAACGCGGCAUCGUUGCAACACAUGAGCAAGCAAAUCAGGAGCGCUAUUGCCAAUCUUCUCUUGGAUAGCGAUCAGCGUUACUGA